AUUGUAUUAUUGUACAUAAAAUCACACUUUUAUUAGCAAUAAUAAUACUUUUUAUCAUUGUUUUAUUUUUAUUCUGAAUGAAAACGUAAUAUGACGUAUUUCCGGGGAAACAAGCCUCAGAACAUCCGGUCGGGCCGUGUUUCAUAUCCAGGGGUAUAGGUUGCUUGACCCUGCAAACUCGUUAAUCACGUGACUCUCACCAUACUAGUAAUACAUGUCACGUGAGCAGAAACUGGGUCAAGCAACCUGCAAAGCACUGUAGUAUCUAUGAUCUAUGUUUGAACCGCGUCAAUUAUAACGUAAUGCGUUAAAACAUAGAUAAUGGUUAAAAUGACGCGACUCAGGCCAACCAGCAUUACUGUACUGAUUUGUUCUAUAGACUUCUAGUCACUGGCUGCAACUAUAAUUGUUUUAGAAUCUUGAUUUAAAACAUGAGACUGGACCAAGGAAGAUUUAGAUAUAUCAUUCUCUGUUCUUUGCGGAUCAUUCUUAUAACUGGAACUGUGACCGCCAUAGCGGUCAGUAUGUAUGUUGGAACCCUGUUAGGCUCGCGUAGCCAGGGAGUCUGGCCACGCGAGACUAGAGCCUUAUCUCUUUGUAAAAUUGAAGAUCUGCAGAUCUAUCAUCCGCAUACCAACACAAGACGUGUCCCACCUAGCACUAAAGUAACAGUAAAGUGCUUCACUAGUCACUGCGAGCAUGUACAUAUAAAUGUCAAACAAUCAGAGAGAGAGCUUAACUGUACUCCCAUAGACCGAAAUGGCAUACGGACUUGCAACAUCACUAUCAUGGAGCCUGUUGAACUUAUAUGUGUUGGUGUACACGAUGAUGAGUGUGAGUGCAAAUCAUCUAGAAGUAUACUGAUUGAAAUUGAAAAUUCAACGGCUAAUGCAGAGCAUCCAACUGAAAAAUUGCCUUGUAACUGUUCCACUACAAGCUGCGAAGGCAACCGUACAAGUAUUGGUUCUGCAGUAUUGAAUCAAGCAAAUGUUUCACUAACUAUAAUGGCAAUACUUAUUAGCUUAAUAGUAUUAUUCUAG
Messenger RNA from Amphimedon queenslandica, 1040 nucleotides. RefSeq lists its product as uncharacterized. The transcript is spliced from 3 exons. Lineage: Eukaryota; Metazoa; Porifera; Demospongiae; Haplosclerida; Niphatidae. The record is from RefSeq and is a predicted model, not a curated record. The coding region runs from base 432 to 1040 and encodes 202 amino acids.